AUGGCGAAUUUGACCCUCUUAUCGUCGACACAGCGACCACGAGCAAGGAUGAUGCAUCCGGCGUUGCUAAUUUUCCUGGUCUCGUUCAUCAACCAGGCAUUAACCUGGACCGGUCGCGAUGCGAUCCAGGCAUUUUUCUACCGCAUCUUUGUAGCGGUAACGCAGCGCAAGGCAUCCCGAGACCUUGCUACCAUGAAGGUGGAACUCUACGACACACGGCAGGAGCUUAACCUCACAAGUGCGCAAGAUCAGUUUUCAAAAUGGGCCAAACUGCGCCGCAAGGUAGAUAAGCUCACACAGCAAGUCGAGGAUAAGAACCGUUCCCUCUCCUCGUCGCAGUUCACGUUUGGCAUCGCGUUCAAGGUGUUUUUGUUUGUGCUAAACACGGCGGUGCCGUCCAUACUAACCUUUUACUUCCGUCGCUCCCCCAUGUUCUACCUCCCACCGGGCGACUGGUUUGGGCCGCUGGGCGCCUGGCUCAGCUGGCCAAAAGCACCAGCCGGCGCGGUGAGCAGCACUGUGUGGACGACGGUGUGUGGACGCGUCUUGUACAUUGUCGGCUCCUACUACUAUGAACUGUUUAUUCGCAAGCCAGUGUCUGUGACAGAGCCCGUAGAAGAGGCCCCGCUGAAAACAGUCCCGAUGCCCGAAGCGCCCAUUGCCUUAACCGGCGACACAGAGAAGCCAGAGACGAUGCUCAAGCAGCGCAAGAAUGCAACAAAGGGAUGA
Messenger RNA from Malassezia vespertilionis, 729 nucleotides. RefSeq names its product GET complex subunit get1 (gene GET1). The record is from RefSeq and is a predicted model, not a curated record. The transcript has 2 exons. Gene Ontology annotation, biological process: tail-anchored membrane protein insertion into ER membrane. The coding region runs from base 1 to 729 and encodes 242 amino acids. Lineage: Eukaryota; Fungi; Basidiomycota; Malasseziomycetes; Malasseziales; Malasseziaceae.